Molecule: messenger RNA, 29975 nt
Organism: Saprolegnia parasitica CBS 223.65
Lineage: Eukaryota; Oomycota; Saprolegniomycetes; Saprolegniales; Saprolegniaceae
Exons: 5
Coding region: 1-23820 (7939 amino acids)
Molecular function (GO): protein binding
Source: RefSeq, a predicted model, not a curated record
AUGCUAGUGCCAUCGUCGCCUACCAGCGUCCAGCUGGUUGUACAAAGUGAAGAGACAGUGCUCGUGGCCUUUCAGCCGCCUGCCACUGAUGGCGGCUCUGGCAUCUCUGCCUAUGCGGUCGACUGGGACCCGAAUCCGGGUGUCCAAGAGGUGCAAACCAUAACGACGUCCACGUUUACGGGCCCCAACCAAGUCGAAACGAUCACGACCUCUGCCCAAGAUAUCGAUGCGGUGCAGGUCGUCACGACCACCGCCACGCCCGUGCAGGAGGUUCAGGUCAUUACGACGUCGGCGGCGCCGGGGCAGACACUCGGUGGCGGCUUCACGCUGCAACUCGAUACGACGAGCUCGGGCGGAUCGAUUCAGCUGUCGGGCGUCAUUGGCUACACGGCGGGUGAGACUGGCGAUCGAUCGUGCGUGAAAGAGAUCCUUGGUGCCAUGGCCAACAUUGGCGCCACCGGCAUCACGGGCGUGACGCGGUCGGUUGCCGACGCGCAAGGUGGCUACUCGUGGUCUGUCACCUUUGCAGCGGCCAUGGGCAACGUGCCGCAGCUCUCGGUCGCAAGCUCGGCGCUCAUCGGCGCCGGUGCCGACGUCAAGGUGACGACCCCGACGCAGGGCAAUGUCAUUGCCGACGGGUACUUUACACUGACAUUUGGUGGAAGUACGACUGCCAACAUCGCGUACAACGCCGCCGCCGCCGCCGUUCAAACCGCGCUGCAGGCGCUUCCGACGGUCGACACUGUGAGCGUCACGCGGUCCGGGCCCGACAACCAACAGGGCUACGCGUGGUCGAUUACAUUUCUCUCCAAUAUGAACGCUGGUGAUCUCCCAACCAUGACGACAGCAUCGAGAUUCUCGGCUAUUGGCGCUGUCUCGUCCGUGGCUACGACCGUGCGUGGCAACCAGCUCGGUGGCACCUUUAAGCUGCUCUACAACGGAUCGCCGACUGCGGCGUUGCCGGCGGCAGCCACGGUAACCGAAAUGCAAACGGCACUGCAAGCCCUCGGCACUGGCUCGCUUGAUGUCACUCGAAGCGGCCCCGACUAUCAAGGCGGCUACACGUGGACAGUCUCGUUCUUGAGUCUUGCUGGCGCGCUCUCCGCGUUUACGGCCCAAGCGACGGACCUCACGGAAACGCGUAGCGAUGGCCUGUCGUCCAAAGCAAUCGAUAUUGCCAUAACCCGCGAAGGCACGGUGCAGACCAUCCAGAGCCUGGCGUCGUCGACUACCGGGUCUAACGUGGCCACGAGCACCAUGUUCCGGCUUCAGUUUGUCUACAACGGCGCGACGACGACGACGGGGCCGAUCCCGGCCAACCCCAUGGGUGACGGCACGUGCCUGCCGACGCACACCGAGGUGCAGCAAAUUACAACGUCGACGAUCGACACGACGGCCGCGGGCGGCGACAACGUGGUGUCCUCGCUCACCUCGUUUCAGCUCGCGUUUACAUCGAACGCCGGCGCCACGUUGCUGUCGAACCCGAUCUUUGCCAACGCCAAUACCGGUGACUGUGCAGUGGGCGCGACCUCGAUCACAUCCGAGUUGCAGCGACUCACGGGCGCCCCGAUUGUUGUGUCGUCGGUCGCGCAGCUGGCGACGCAGGCGUGUCAGUGGCAAGUGACGUUCACCAACAUGCCGGGCAACUUGGCGCCGCUCGCGGUAGUCGUCAACGGCCAGGCGCCUCUUAGCAGCGCCACACUUGGUGACGAUACAGUUGCCGUGACGACGAUCCGCGACGGCACGAUCCAAAUCAUUCAGACGGAGCUGCAGAAGCUUGCCAACAUUGGCAGCGUCACGGUGACCGCGACCGCGGGCGCCAAGCAAACGUGUACGUGGCAGAUCACGUUCAACACUAACGCCGGCAAUCUCCCGCUCUUGAAUGUCGGAACGUCGGGGGUGUACGCGGCGACAGCGACCGCUGGUACCGACACACUUACGGUUGCGUCGGUGCAACUUGGCACGUCCAGCAUACUCGGGGGCUCGUUCUCGCUGCAAUUCAAAGGUCAAUCAACGGGGUACCUGCCCUAUGACAUUGAUGCGCCGGGCAUGAAGAAUGCGCUUGAGCUUCUCUCGACGAUCCACGGCGUCAACGUCGUACGAUCCAAUAUGGACCCCAACAAAGGGUACACGUGGACAAUCUCCUUCUUGUACGACCUCGGGAACCUUCCCAUGAUCACGUCUGACUUUGCAUCCUUGACGGGCACGGUACCGACGGUCACGGUCGCGCAGGCCGUGCAAGGCGUGGCGCCGCCUUUCAACUCGAAGACGUUGCGAAUGCCACCGCAGUCGCCACAAAACGUCUCGGUCACCAUUAUCGACCAAGAGACGCUACAGAUGACGCUGUACCCCCCGCUGAGCGACGGCGGCGUCCCCAUCGAUGCGUACCAGGUCGACUGGGACACUGCCCAGAUUGUCGACGAAGUUCAAGCGAUCACGCUGAACGUCCCCGUCGUCAAUGCAGUGCAAACAAUCACGACGUCCGCAACAGUAGUGAACGAAGUGCAGCUCGUGCGCCUUGCGAGCACGUACACGGGCCCGGCCGCCGUCGAAGUCCAACGAGUUAACUGCGACGCGAGCGGCGGCAGCUUUACGCUGACGUUCAUGGGGUUGACGACAGCACCGAUCGCUGCGUCCGAGACGUCGACAGCCAACAUCAAGGCGACACUUCAGGAGCUCACGACAGUCACUCUCGUGUCGGUGGCCUUUCUCGGUGGACAAACGACAGCCUGUGCGCCGUGCCCGAUCACCGGCUGCACUGGCGGCUUCACCGUCACGUUCACCACGGUUCAAAAUGCCGCCGGGGAUCUGCCCCCGAUGACCGGCAACACCUUUGCGCUCACUGGCAAUCGACGCAUUGACGUCCUCGAAGUCACCCAGGGCCAGGCCAUGCCAGGCGGCUCGUUCAAGCUACUGUAUUUGCGAGGCAUGCAGUCCACUACUGUGCAGCUGCCUGCGACGGCGACCGCCGCAGCCGUUCAAAGCGCUCUCCAGGCACUCGACUCGGCAAUCACUAUCACGGUCACCGAUGGGUCGGCAGCCCUCCCGGCAGGGAGCACAGCACGCGGCGAGCUUCUGUGGCGCGUGACGUUUCAAGGUAGCGGAAGUGUCCCAGCGCUGCAAUGGGCCGACAAAAUGCUCACCGGCAACGGCGCAAGCAUCGUCGUCUACACUAAUGGAGCAACCAUCGGGUCGGUGCCGCAAUCCGUUAGUGGCAACCAGCUUGGCGGCACGUUCACACUCGGCUUUAUGGGCCAUGUCACGGCUCCGAUUCCAUUUGACGCCUCCGAUACGACGCUGCAAGCAAGUGUGACGGCGCUGCCCAACAUUGGCUCGGUUCGCGUAGUUCGGACGGGCCCGACGCUGCAGAACGGCUACAUGUGGUCUGUCACGUUCACGUCCAACCCAGGUAGCUUUCCGUACGGGGCCGGCGCGAUGCCACUCUUUGUCGCAAGAACCACUGGGCUCACGGGAGCGGGGGUUCAAGCUGUGGUCGCGACCGGCACGGUGGGAUCGACACCGGUCAGUGGUACCUUCAAUCUCUGCUACCUCGGGCUCUGCACCAUCAACAUGAGCCCCUAUGUGACGGCACUUGAGCUGCAGACCGCGCUCCAGAACGUCGCGUCCAUCGGUCGCGUCGCCGUCACGCGAACGCAAACGCCAAAUGGGUUUACGUGGCUCGUCUCGUUCAACGGGUGCCGACUCCUACCCGACCUCAUCACAUCCGUGUGCAACACGGGCAACCUCGUGCCGCUCGUGCCUCAGUUUGCGGGUACGCUCUUCGGAGGCGUCGCGAACAAUGCCGCCGUCACUGUCGCCGAGGUUGUUGCUGGUCGUGGCCCUGCAAGCUCGCGCGUGAGCACCAAUUUGUCGGGUGGUCCGCCGUACCAAAUGCUUCUUUCGGGACUCACCACGGGCACGCCGUACUAUACUCGAGUGUCGUUUCGCAACAGCGUGAGCCAAGGUUAUCGAGCGUACCCAACACCGCCACAAGUGACGCCUCAAAGCACGCAGCCCGGCGCACCAGAGCCCGUCCAACUCGUCUCGUCGACGGCCACGACGAUGACGGUGCAGUGGGCGCUGCCAACGAUGAACGGCGGGUCGCCGGUCACGGGCUACGAGCUCUGGCUCUCGGAUUGGCAGGGCAGCAACCGACGGGUGUACGACGGGCGAAACAGCCUCACGAAACAGUACACCCUUUCGACGGUCACCGACAACUUGAUCGAGUCGGGGCACCAGUACACGCUGAUUGUGCGCGCGAUUACGUAUUGCCAGCCGACAGACGCUACAGUGGCCUGUUACGGGCCUUUUAGCCCACCGGCUUCGUACACGGUGCGCAGCCCGGUUGUGCCGAUCGCUCCAGAGGCACCGACGCUGGACUCGCGCACGAGUAUCAACACGGCGGCCGCCAACGACGGUAUCAUUUACAUCAACUGGCGCCCACCGACCGACAAUGGCGGGUCGCCCAUCACCGACUACCAAGUGUACAUGGACGCGGGCAACAACAACUUUGUGCUCCAGACCCUUCAAAACACUUUUCCGUAUGGCUACAGUAUGUUUGUACCGGCGCUGACCGAAGGCAACACGUACCGCUUUGCCGUGCGCGCCGUGAAUGCGAUCGGAACGUCAGCAAUGAGUCCGGCGCUGACCGUCGUCAUGGCCAACACGCCGAUGGCACCGGCCGCACCCGUCGUUCUCGACGUUGCCUCGUCGUAUAUCAGUCUAUCGUGGUCGCCACCAACGCAGUGCACGUCCAACCCCACGUCGUGUAACGGGUCGCCGCUUACAGGGUACCUCUUGUGGCAAUUCAGCGGGGUCAACUCGGCACUCUUGUCGUCGCCGACGCCGGUCGUCAGUGAGAUCCAGCAAAUUGCAAUUACGGUGCCGACGCCAGCGACCGAAGUGCAAUCGUUCACAAUCACGGGGGCCACGGGCUCGUUUAUGCUGUACAUCAACAGCAAGUACACGGCACCCAUGCCUUACAACGCCGGGAACGCCGCGCUCCAGUCCGAGAUCCAAGGUACAGGCAUUGGGUCUGUCGUUGUCACGCAAGCCACGGUGACGGGGGGCAUCACGUGGACCGUGUCAUACACCGGUGUAUCAGGGCCCGUGACGCUGCUGGCGCUCAACCCAAAUCAGCUCGUCAACGCAAAUGCCAACACUCCGUACGCGUACUCGGUGACUCGGGUAACACGCGGUACGACGGUUGCUGGCGGCGACUUUACUGUGCGCUUCAACGGAUACGCCACGCCGCACCUACCGUACAACAUUGACGCGGCCGAAAUGACGCGGCAUCUGCAAAACCUACCGAGUAUCUCGCACGUCAAUGUGGCUCUGACAACGGGGGCGAACGGCGCGCGCGCUUGGACAGUCACAUUCUUGACGGAGCUGGGGAAUCUGCCUCCGAUGACCGUCACGACCGGGCGCCUCACCGGUGGGGCAACGUCGGCCGUGGUCACGACGCUGCAAGACGGUACACCGGGACAGAUCAUUUACGACGGUUCGCAAGCACCGAGCAACACGAGUUUUGUGGCACGAAAUCUGCAAAUGGACACGUCAUACGCCUUUCAGGUACUUGCACUCAACGCCGCCGGCAAGUCGAUUGCAAGUCCAUCGACAGCAUCGAUCGAAGCACGGGGUGGAGCAAGCGCGCUGACGACGACUGCCAUGGGCUCGGCGCUCUCUCACGGUAUCGCCGGUGUGGUGUACGAGGUGCAGACGGUCACAACCGCGAGCUUGGCCGCUGGUACGUUUACGCUCACGCUGGGCACGCAGACGCCGACGGGCAAUAUCGGAGUCGCGACCACAGCGUACGCUCUCGCCCAACUGCUCACGGUUCCGUCCGUCGGUCUCGGCACCGUGCACGUGACCAAGCAGAGCCUUGUUGGGUCCGCCGAUGUCGUGUGGUUCAUCACGUUUCGGAGUCUCCUCGGCAACGUCCCGUCGCUUGUGAGUUCCAACCCGCAGGCGGUAGUGGCCGAGUACAUCCGCGGCGUCGCCAACCAAUUCGCGAUCCUUCCGAGAAAGGCGUCAGGUCAAAUCGUCACGGACAUUGACGCUGCCAGCGGGUUUGCGGGCGCGGAUACGUUUUUUACCGAGCUCUGGUCCAGCCCGUCUUCGGUGCUCGAUGGGACGCACUCGUGGGUCAACGACGGCGGCGUUGCCACGUACAACCCGAGUAUUUUGGAGGUGCAAAGCAUCACGAUUACGGCGACGACGGGGCUGUUUAGCGUCGCCCUCGACACGUCGUCGGCGCGUCUCGGUGGUGUCGCCGCGACGUCGACGGUGAUACUCAACGCCGCAACGCUGGCCGCGGCCACGGAUGUCAACGCCGCCUUUGCGUUCAAAGGAUGUGUCGAAGGGCUGGCCAAUGUCGCCACCGUCGUUGUCUCUCGUGUCACCAACAGCGCGGCUUCGUGGACGUACACUGUCACCUUUGUCGCGAACCUCGGGCCACUGCCACUGCUGCAUCUCUCAAGCACGGACGCGGCCUUUACGGGAGCCCAAGGCGCUGCCAUGGUGUUUACAGAAGUUACGCAAGGACGCACCGAAGUCCAAACGAUCACAGCGUCGGGGGACGUAGCGUUCGUUUCCGAAGUGCAAAGUCUCACCACGUGGCUGGAUGCAACGGGCGCCGUGACAACGAUUGGUGGCACCUUUAACGUCGCGUUCAUGGGGUCGCCGAGCGUGCAAAUCUCCGUCUCGGCGUCGGCGGCUGCCAUGACAACCGCGCUUCAGUCGCUCACCAACCUCGGCACCGUCACCGUCACAACAGCGUCGGCAGAUGCCAACGGCUCGUCGGGUUUGAUAACGUGGUUCAUCACAUUUACGGGCCUUGUCGGCAACGUCCAGGCGCUGCAAGUGACCUCGAUGGCGCUCACCGGCACGAGUGCCACCGUGUACGUCAACGAGGUCGUUCGCGGAACGUCGCCUCUCACAGGGUCGUUUGUUGUCAAUUUCGGCGGCGCGACAACACCCAACAUUCCGUAUGCGGCGUCAGCAAGCGUCAUGAAGACAGCGCUCGAAGCUAUGCCGACGAUCCACGAAGUCGAUGUGCAAGUCGCCAACGUCGGCACCGGGUUUCGGUGGACGAUCUCGUUCACGAAAAACCUCGGGAGCCUUCCGCUUUUACAAGCAUUCCCGAUUCAGUACCAGAUCCAGCGCGUCCAGACGCUCGGCGGCGUGCCAACGCCGCUGCACGGUAACUUUACGCUCACGUUCAACGGCCAAACGACGACGUUGAUCCCGUUUGAUGCAACGGCAGCAGCGUUGCGAGCCGCCUUGCAGGCGUUGCCGUCGGUGGGCCUCGUGGACGUGACACGGAGCAACCUCUUGACACCGGGCGGUCAGUACUCGUGGGACGUCACGUUCCGGACUGAGCUCGGCGAGAAUUCGCUUCUGGUGGCUGACACUUCGCCGCUCUUGGGCAGCUUUGCCUCGGUCUCGGUGCUCAAAAUGCAAGCGGGCUCGAAGCAGGCACUCACAGGCAACAAUCCGAAGCUACUCGUCGAAAAGAAAACGGCCGGGCGCCCGAGCUACACGGGGAUGUACAAACCGGCAACACCAUCUACCUACUCCCUCGCGGUGCUUCAGCUUCUUCGCGGAGGCUGGCAGGCCUGGUACUAUGACAACUAUUGGCUCCAAGACGUCCCGGUGGCCGUCCAAAUCGACCGGAACGUGCAGUUUGCGUGGGGCCAAGCACCCAUCACACCGUUUGGCCAAGACUAUGUCAGUGUUCGCUGGUGGGGCAAGCUCCUUCCACCACACACCGACAUGUAUCUUUUCUCGCUCCAAGCCUCGCACGGCGUCCGGCUCUGGCUCAACCAUUCACUCGUUCUCGACACGUGGGCGACCGAGUCGACACCGACGUCGGCGACCGUGCCGUUUACGCUUUCGGCGAAUGUCUACUGCGACAUCCGACUCGAGUACCACAAGGCGACGGGAAGUGCGUACAUCAAUCUGCAGUGGAGCAGUACGUAUCUUCCGCUGCAAGUCAUCGACACAAGCAUGCUGUACUACCCCAGUCACAUUCUCGGGAGCCCAUAUUCCGUCGACAUUUUACCGGGUGCGACCGACUACCCGUACACCAUGGCCACGGGGCCAGGCUUGAGUGCAACGUCGGCUGGCGCUAUCGCAUCGUUUGUCAUCCAAGCAAAGGACCAAUUGGGCAACAACAAGACCGUGGGCGGCGACGUCUUUGACGUGGCUCUGAUCGGGGCCAGCUCGACGCUCGCACCGACCGCACCGCCUUCGUAUCUUGGCAGCGGUCAGUACCAAGUGCAAUACAAGGCGCUACUCAGUGGCUCGUACCAGCUCUCGAUUACGAUUGGUGGCACCGACAUUUACUGCGGCCUCGGGCACGCUAACAAGUGCAGUCCGUUCACCGUCGUUGUGGCGCCGGGAAAGACCGUGCCGUAUACAUCGACAGCGACGGGGUUUAGCCCACCCCGCAUGGACAGCUUGAGUGAAAUGGUUGCGGGCCAAGCGUCCAACUUUAGUAUCCAAGCCAAAGACACGUACGGCAACUUCCAGUCCCUCGGUGGCGACGCCUUCGAGACCAAAGCGAUUCUCGUCGCAGACACGACGGUGCGCUACCGCAGCAGCGUGCUCUCGUACCUCAGUGGCGGCAAGUACAGCGUCCAAAUGAGCAUUCCGCGCGCGGGAACGUACACGCUACAGACGUUCUUUCAAGGGUCCCCGAUCCUCAUGUGCCCCGGUGGCACGUGCAAUGCGAUCGGGAUCCCGUCGUCACUUGUCGUCGUUCACAACGUAUUGCAUCCGCCGAGUUCGUAUGCCCGCGACGUGGGCACCAAUGGUCUGAGCCUCGCUACGUCGGCGAUACCGACAGGCUUCUCCAUCCACGCCAUGGAUGCGUUUGGCAAUUUGCGAGUCGGUGCGACGACAGCGCACUCGGGUAGCACUGGCGACGGUGUCUCGGACGCCUUCUUGGUCACCAUGACCCCGACAGACCCAACGGCGCCCGAUGCGGAGACAAUCGUAACGUCGUCUGCCGUACAACGCAUCACUGCCAGCAGCACGCAAGCGGGCUCGUUUAAGCUCACGUACGGGUCGUUCACAACGAGCCUUUGCACAGGUUGCGCCACGACACUGACCGGUACGACGCUCACCGUGACGACCAAUCUCGUCGGUCUCUUGAGUGUCGACACGCUGAUCACGGUCGGAAGUUGCGUCUUGACAACAACGGCCGUUGCCGCUGGCAGUAUCACGGUCGCUGGUAACCACGGUUGCGCGGCGCUCACGGGAGCGACGAGCAGCAUUUUUGUGGCACUUGGGACGCCACGUCUCACGGCGCUACUUCCGUCGACCAUCAGUGCGAUUGGUAUGAAGACGGCGCUGGAGCUCUUGAGCCCCGGGAACAAGGUGUCUGUGACGCUCACGACGGACGGAAGCGGCCACAACGUCUGGAGCAUUACGUUUCUAUCCGCGCUGGCAUCGUGGUCGACGGCCAAGCUUGCGGUCCAAUACCCGGCGGCUCCCAACAGCUUGUACCAGCAACCGCUGGUCGUUUCGACGCUGGCAAGUGCGGGGGUGUACCCCGUGAGCUAUACGAUGACGGUGGCCGGUGUCUACUCGAUGAGCAUAUUGGCGGACGGCGUCCCUAUUAUGGGCAGCCCCUUCGAGCUCACCGUGUCGAACGCCGUCGUCGAUGGGACAUCGUCCGUCGCUGCAGGUGGCAAUUGGUACGCCCGCCCGCUUCCGUCAUCGGCCACGUCGAUCGUCGCCAUCGAAACCCUGCCCAGUGUCGCGGGUACGCCGUUCACCUUUCAAAUCCAAGCCAAAGAUGCUCGUCGACAAGAAGUCCAGGCGAUUCGACUGCAGGCCGUCGUCGUUGCCAACGUCCCUGCUGUGCAGCAAGUAUCCGUGACGACGACACCGUUCACACUCUCGUUUCGGGGCUCUCCUACCGUGUCGGUGGCCGCUGGCACCUCGUGGAGUGCACUUGCAUCGAGUCUCGGGGACUUGGCCACGAUCGGUAUCGGUGGCGUCACGAUUACUUCGGCGGAUGGUGCCUCUGUGGCCAACGGACAAGCGUUCCAAGUGACAUUCACCAACGUCCCUGGCCCGGUGCCAUAUUUAGUGCCGGGUGCCGGCGCCAUUGUGAGCGAGCUCACGCAAGGCGUAACGUCGACGCGUGCCGAGAUCCAGACGCUCACGUGCACCGCAGCCAACCUCGGUACGGCGGGGGAUUUCACGGUCGGCUUUGGCGCUGCUACGACCACCGUUAGUGCCAGCAGCACGUUGACGGCGUUUCAAACAGCCUUGUCGACGCUUGUGGGGUCGAUGAUCACUGUCACGAGCGAAAGUAGCAGUGUCACGACCGUGUGCGCAACGGCGGCCAACCGCGUUUUCAUCCAAUUCACUGAAGCCGUCGGGUACCAACCGGCACUCACGUACGCGCCUGUGGGCGGCGCAACGAUGACAAUCACAAGUGAAAAAGAUACGGGAGAGGGUGUAAGCAAUGGGGUCCGUGGCAUCUUGCCUGUGUGGGGGACGUACACGCUUUCCAUUGCGGGUGAAGUGACUCCGCCGCUCGCGUUCAACGCCGGUGCCAGCAUCGUGCAAAGUGCUUUGAAUGCGUUGCAAAGCCUCGACGGUGUGGUCGUGUCCAUGGAUGCUCUCGAUGUGUCGCUCGAAGGCGGCAACAUGAUGCAGCAGAUCUUGUAUGUUUGGAGCGUCACGUUUACGGCCAACGUUGGCAACGUUCCGCUGCUUCAAGCCGACAGUUCCAACUUGGUCGUGUCGGACGCGGGGCAGUUGAAGCCGUUUGUUGAUGUCAUCCAAGUGGUCGCUGGCACGUCGGGUAACAACCGCGCGGGGCUCUCGGAUCUCGGCGCGAUUGCCAUUUCGGCAACGCAAACAUACGUCGAUCCCGGCAUCCAAGAAGUGCAAAGUCUCCAGUGCACCGGCACAGCUUCGUUCUCACUCACAUUUGGUGGUACGACGAUCACCGUCGGCGCCAGUACGAGCCUUGCAGUGUUCAACACGCAGCUUAACGCGCUUGUGACGGGUGGCGUUCUGCUAACUCCCAUGUCGCCAACGUCGACUGUGUGCCACCCGUACAACGGGAGAGAGAUCCGUGUCACGUUCCUCGUACCGCAGCCCAAUGCACUGCUUGUCUGGGGUAACUCCAACAAUAUGAUUUCGAUCCAACGGCAACGCGCCGGUGUCGCAAGCACGACGACGGCAAUCACGAUCGGCAACCAUGCGCAGCAGACGCUGACGUGUACGGGCGUCACGACGUCUUUUGAUCUCGUCUACGGAUCCAGCACGGUGACGGUGCCGACGUCCACCACGCCCGCCGGUCUUGCGUCACUUCUCAACGCGAUGCCCGAUAUCGUGGCACUUGGCGGUGUCACUGUCACGGGGUCGCAAGCUACGGUGUGUGUUGCGACGUCACCAGCACCGAUUGGCAUCACCUUUAACGCGAUCGGAUUGGCCAGUGUCUUGCAAGUCGUGAACGUCCGAUCGGGCGUCUCCAAGGUCGUGGUCGUCGAAACCGUGCGUGGGCUCACAUCUCUUGUCGGUGUCGCCAAUGGUCUCUACACUGCCACCUUCUUCCCGACGCGCAAAGGCAUCUAUGCGUUGAGUGUGUCGAUCGGGGGUGGCACGAGCUUGAGCCCGGCCAAGAUCCAAGUCGUCACAGGCCACGCCAAUGGCCCCUACUGUACGCACAAUGCGCGCGCGGCGGCAACACAAGGUAUCCGGGAAGCCAUCGUCGUGCAGAGCCGCGAUGCGUAUUUGAACACGCUCGAGUGGAGCGUGCCGCUAUCGACACAAAGCUACGUGGCGUCACUCAUUGGCGCGUCGGCUACAAUUCCGGUUGCCGUCGUCGAGCCGGUGCCCAACACCGACGGGACGUACCAGUUGUCCUACGUGCCUCAAGUUGCGGGCAACUACGUGUUGAGCAUUCUGUACCGGCAACGGGGCGGGCUUGGCGCAACUUACUUCCGGGACAGUCGCUUCUUGCAGGCACAGCUCAACCCGUGUCCCAUGACGCGGCUCUCCAACACAGACUUGUCACCGUGCGACAUGACGCGCCUCGACGCGACGAUCGACUUUAUGUGGGGCGAGACACAGCCGCUUGGGACGAGCAGUCCGAGUUUUCCAGGCAAAACUUUAGCGUUGUCUGGCUCGGCGAGCUCACGCCCCAACAACGGACACCUACACGAUCAACGUCUUUGUGCAAGGCAACGUGACCCCACGUCGCCGGCCAGUGGCAACUACACGACGACCGUGCUGUUGACCAAAGGCACGUUUUCGAGUGUGCAGAUAAUGUACAGCGCGGGGGCGACCUCGCAGUUGACGGUCGCAUGGGCGUCUUCCACCCAGUCGCUCGCCGUGAUCCCGUCGUCGGCGUGGGCGUACCAGCGUCACAUUGAUGCGAGUCCGCUGAACGUCGUCGUGUAUCCUGGUGCUAUCAACACAAGUAUGAGCUCUGCCUCGUACGCUGCCAACUCGAUCGUCAAGGCGCUUGCACCCGUGACGUUCGACAUUGCCACGUUCGACAGCGCCGGGAAUCCACGUCUCAACACGGGCAACGAUAACCUGCAAGUUUCCCUGGUCGGUGCCUCGGGGUGGGCUGGCGUCGGGCGUGUCAACGAAGUCGCUACCAACAUCCCCGUGCAGCUGACGCCGUCGCUUCUCUGCCCCGCGUGUGUCACCGCACUGGCUGCGGACGUUAUUACGGUCAACGAAGACGUACUGGCACAACUCUUGCCAGGAAUGGGCUUCCGUGUCAUUGGCGCCAACCCUGGCACAGCGACACCCGCCUUGACAACCGACUGCUUCUUUACCGUGCAGUCAACGACAGCGUUUAGCCUCGGGUCUUCUACCGUCACUGUGGCACCCAGCCACGGCUGCAGUACGUUUGCGACGAGCGCGUUUGGCCUGUCAUCGCUGGUACCCGAAACGUGGCGGUAUCUCGGAACCGCCUCGGUGCAGCACGGUGCGAUGGCCUUGACAGCGACAUCAGCCGACUUUCGAAAUGUACAGAGUCCGUUGCAGCGCGGUGACACGAUCGUCGUCGGACGCGAGAUCCACACCGUGGAUACGAUCUUUGGCACGUUUGGUGCGACGACGGUACCGCUGGCCGAGGCCUACAACGGUUUGGAUGGACAGCUUGUACCCGUGUACAAGGCGGGUGCGAGGACAGGCAAGUACCGUGUGAGCUUUGUGCCGCUCGUCAAGGGCAACUACACGCUGGACGCCUACGUGCCGCCGGUCAGCGAAGUGCAGACCGUGACAACGGCGUCGACAAGUUUGCUCGGAGGGACAUUUGCGCUUACGUUUUCGGGGUUGGCCUCCGGCGUCCUGACGAACGCAACGACAACACCGAUUUCGUACAACGCCGACGCUGCGGCAUUGACAACGGCGCUAGAGUCCUGCAGCAACAUUCCCGUCGGUAGUGUCACCGUGUCACCCGUCGUUUGCAUCAGCGGGAAUGCAGCGCUUGGGUGCACGUGGACGAUUACGUUUUCGCGGUCGCCCACAGAAGGCCAGUUGCAGUUACUCACGCCGGUGUUUGCCUCGACGCUGACAGGCAACGCAGCCUCGGUGGCCGUCGCCCGACUGCGCGUCGGCGUUCCAAUUCAACGCAUUAACGGUUUUCCGACAACGCUCGUCGUACAGCCGGGGCCAACCAACCCCGCCGUCACGACUGCGUUUGGUUCUGGCCUCGUUCAAGGCACGGCAGGCGUACCAAGCACCUUUUCGAUCCAAGCCAAAGACACCCACGGCAACAACAAAGAAGACUUGGAUCCGCUCGAAAACUUUCAAGUCGACGUCUACCCUGCGGGUGUCACGUAUGCAGACUCGGCGCACGUCUCGGGCACGGUGGUCUACGCCGGCAGCGGCUUGUACAACGUGACGUACACGCCACUCAUGUCUGGCACAUCGACGCUCGCCGUCGCCAUGUCGGUGCUCCCCGAGGUGCAAACACUCGCCAUCAGCUUUCCAACGGCGAUCAACCGCGGCGGCUCCUACACAUUGUCGUCCGCGUCCGCGACAACGAUAUCGUUGGCGUGGGACGCCACGGGUGCGCAGAUCCAAGUGGCACUCACCGCGAUUCUCGACGCCAACGUCAGCGUGACGACAACACCAAGCAACAAUGGUUUCCUGCACACGAUCACCUUUACAGAGUUUGUUGGUGACCAAGUGCAGCUGCUCGUGGCGUCCGAUUUGCACACGGGCACGGCGACGAUGGCAACGCUGCAGCAUGGCACGAUGGCGCACAUCAAGACGUCGACCAAUAUGGGCCAGCCCGUGGCCAACGAGGUGCAAGUCGUCCGUGUCGAUGGUGGUACCGGCGUUGUUACCGGUGGCGCCUUUGCACUGACAUGGAACGGGCUCACAACGCCAGCGCUUGCAUACAACGCCCCCGCCAGCGCUAUGCAGACGGCCCUGAAUGGUCUCUUGGUCGAUGCCAGUGUGCGAGUUGUCGUGACGUCGUCGAUCGUCAGCCCUCAGGGUACCGAAUGGCUUGUCACAUUUAUGGCCACCCUCCCGGGCGCCGCGCAGACGAUGUACUGGUCGUCUGCACGCUAUGCCACACAGCAGUACCUCGUCUCAACACGUAUGCUUGGCGACAUGGCGUCGCUCACGGCAACCGUCACGACACCGUUGACGGGUGGCACCCCGGCAUCCGUCGGUGUCUACGCGGCGGCAUUGGCAUCGCCCAAUGGCAACAUCCCCGUCCAAGGCACGAGCCCCUUUGCGCCGCGCAUUGUGUCGGGUGUCUUGGUCGCCGCCCAAACAACAGCCACGAGCAGCGCUGUGCCAUUUUGGCCAGGCACGCUCAACACCGCGGGCUUGAACGGUCUCGUGACCGGCGCGUUUAGCACGCCGUCGACAUUUCGCAUUCAGCCGCGCGAUGUGUACGGCAAUUUGAUCACGCAUCACAACCCGAUGCGCGAAGUGCAGAUCGUCGAGACGAUGAUCGCAAACGGUGAUGGGCUCGGAGCGCUCGAGGGCACGUUCACACUGACGUACAAGGGCGCGACGACGACGGCGCUAUCGUGGAAGGCGGGGAUCGCGACAGUUCAAGCGGCUUUGAAUGCGCUUCCCACCAUCGGUUUAGUCGAUGUUGGCACGACGUGUGCGACGACGUUCCUGCGCACCGUGUCGGCGACACACCUCUCGCAGACCAUCACGACGUCCGUGUCCUUGGUGGGCACCGUCAGUGUUGGCGACUGGGUGCGCCUGCGAAGCGUGUCGGGGCCAGUCUACACCGUGGCUCAAGUCACUGCAACAUCGGUGUUGCUGUCGUCCCCGUACUCUGGCCCCACGAGCGAAACCACCGACUUGUACGUCCACUCGCUCAUGGGGUACGCGUAUGUCGUCACGUUCGACUCGAACCUCGGCGACGUGCCGGCGAUCGCAGCCGACAGCAGCGCGCUCAGCACCUCGAACGGCGUCGGCACGGCGUCUAUCGUUGUGACGGCGUGUACCGCCAACUACACGCAGCAGCUGCAAACAACGGCGACGUCGCCCAUCGGUGGAACGUUCUUCAUCUCGUUUCACGGAGCGCGGACGCCUGACCUUCCCUUCUCGAUUUCGUCGACCGCGCUCACGUCAGCCCUGCAGCAGCUGCCCGACAUUUACGCUGUCAAAGUCUCUUCGCCCGUGUCGGGGGCCAACAACGGGUUCACUUGGAUCAUCACGCUACUUGCGAUCGACGGCAACCUCGAUCUGCUGUACGCCGAAGGGCACUUGCUCACUGGCGCUCGCGUCUCCGUCUUGGUCACGCCUACGUGUCCUUCGUCGGUGCAAGGGGCCACCGCCAGUCAAUACGGUCAACUCGGUGAGUACUUUGUGCCGCGGCUUCGUGGUGGCGCGACCGUCACGGGCUACGCGACGUAUGCGUCGCCGGGGCAGUAUCUGGCGACGUACACAACGCCACGCACGGGCACCUACAAGUUGGACGUGGUGCACGCUUACCCCAACGGUCUGGUGGGCUCCUACUAUAACAAUCGAUGGCUCCUCGGAGAUCCGGUGCUCGAACGCAUCGACGCGGACGUCAACUUUUAUUGGGACACGUUCAUUACGCCGACGGGCCAAGACUAUGUGAGUGUGCGAUGGACAGGCUACCUCCAACCGGCGUUCUCCGAGCCGUACACAUUUAGCGUUCAAGUCGACGAUGGUGCGCGGCUGUGGGUCAACCACGUCUUGGUGCUGGAUGCAUAUGACAUUGACGUGAGCGCGAUGACAACGUACAUUUCCAAUGCGACCGCGCUCGUGGCCGGGCGCCUCUACGACAUUGUGCUCGAGUACCGAGAAAACACGGGCGCCGCCGCGUGCAUUUUGUCGUGGUCGAGUCCGUCCCAAGAUUGGAGCGUGGUGCCGUCCGAACGGCUCUUUUACCCCGACGCACAUAUCAAGGAGAGUCCGUUUGCGGUUGCCCCGUACGGCAUUCUACCGACACCACCACUGUCUCCCAUGUUGAGCAUUGCUGGCGCGCAGUCCCUACUCGUAACGUUCUCGCCACCUGCCAACGACGGCGGUGCUGUCGUCGAUCAGUAUCGUGUCGAGUGGUGGCCACCGUCGCCGACCGGCGUCCUGGCGCAGCAAACGCUCAAGCUGGCCGCCGCCGUCACGGGCGGUUCCUUUACACUCGGCAACGGCGUCCAAACUACGGGGCCGCUUGCCUGGAACGCACUCUACUCGGACGUAGCUGCCGCACUUGAAGCUCUGCCUGGCGUCGGCCAAGUUGCCGUCUCGUACACAAAAGUGACAGGCCAAGCCUCCACGUAUACGAUCACUUUUAUGACGCAAUUUGGCGCCGUGGCCCCGCUCGUCGUCGACGGAACCUUGCUGCUCGGGUCGACUGCCGCCGCCAUUUGCGCAGGUGCGUCGACGACCGCCACGGGAAACCCCGCCGGUGUCCUCACUUGCGCCAUCUCUGACAGCGUUGUUGGUACAAUGCCCGUGCCAUUGUCAAGCACGGAUGUGUCGCUUGUUGUGUCGCCCUUUGCUCCCUACACGUUUACAAUCACGGGGCUCGUCCAAGUGGCGGCGGUCACGGCACCGGCCUUUCCUGGUGAUGGCGGUGCAACCGGUGGCUUCAACGUCCGAGUCUCGGCACACACAAGCGCUGGGUAUGGCUUGCCGUCGGUGGUGACGACACUCAAGCCGAUGGCAGUACCGAGCGCCCCGACGUCCGUGGUUUUAAACCUCGUUGCGGGCUCGAGCUCGAGCUUGCGCGUCUUUUGGAGGCCGCCGGCAACCAUCAACGGCGCGAUCGUGACGUCUUAUCUCGUGGAGUGGGACGUAGCGGCUAACUUCAGUGUCCAGAAUGCGUCGUUCACGCAAACCCCGGCCUCGUUCCUCGCUGAGUACCCGUCGUCGACGAUGUUCAAGCACACAAUCUCGUCCUUGACGCCAGGCACGUUGUACUACGUCCGUGUUCGCGCCAUCAAUAUCAUGGGGUCCAGUGUUCCCGUGGGAGCACCACUCUCCGCGAUCCCGAUGACCAAAGCCGACGCAAUUCCUAUCGCGGGAGGUGUCACGUUGAGCGCUGUCAUGGCGGAUGGUUUCCACAGCGUUCAAGACGCAUGCUCGACGCUUCAGCUCGCUUGGCUGCCGUCGUCCAAUACGAAAGGCAGCGAGGUCACGAAGUACCUUCUCGAGUGGUACCAAGCAGCAUCGCCUGGUAUUCCCGAGGUCCAGAUUAUCAGCAUUUUCGACACCAACAGUGUUGCCGUCACGGGCUCGUUUCAGAUCACGUACGACCAGCAGACAACGGACUUUUUACCUAUCUCGGCCAGCGCAGCAGCCAUGGCAGCAAGCUUGAGCAGUUUGAACAAUCUCCGGUCGAUCCAAGUCGUCCGGUCUCCGAGCACAAGCGGCGGGUACGCAUGGACGAUCACGUUCUUGACCGAGUACCCGCGCGGCAAAGUGCUGUCGAUUCCAUUGACGCACGAUUUGCAGUCACCGGACCUCGUGAUCGAUAUUGGCGCCAACUUGGAACCGGCGCGCGUCGGCGCGACAUCGAUCAACGUCGACGUCGUGCAAAACUCGGCGGUCGUGACAUCGGUGGGCAUCCAGACGUCGGCGUCGAUCGGCCAAGGCAUUUCGAUUGCGGGGGUUGUGUACCUCGUUGCCAGUGUUCAAACCGACCAAGUGACGCUUACAGUGCCGUACGCUGGUGCCACGGCCACAGGUCUUGCAGCGGCCAUUGGCUACACGACACCUGGGAUGCCACCUCAGAGUCUCCAGAGCAUCGAGGUCAGCGCAGCGGCACCGCCCCCGUUAAACUACCUCUUGACCAACUUGGCGCCGGGUACAUCGUAUGUUGCGCAAGUUUCAGUUUACAACGGACAAGGCUACGGCGAUCCGACGGCGUCGACGGCUGUAUACCCGCCGCAACAAGCCCCAGACGUUCCUCUAAACGUGCGCGUGGCACCCGUUGCGGCCUCGACACUCGUCGUGUAUUGGAACCAGCCUGCGAGCAGUGGCGGCAACGCGAUUACAAAGUACCGCAUCGAGUGGGACACGUCGCCGGCGUUCACCGGUGGCGCCGACGGUGGCGCGCUUGGCUACGACGUUUCGGCCGUCGUGCUGCCGGGUGUCGAUUGUCUCCUCAGUCCGUGUCAAAUGGGCAUCGGGAGCCUCGUCAAAGGCACGCCCUACUACGUCCGCGUCUAUGCUUACAAUGCCUACGGGUACUCGGACAACGCCGGCCUGCCGACGCCAGCGGCGACGGUGCCCAUGUCGUUUCCGUCGCCGCCGACAACAAUUGUGCUCGGUGGCGGCGCCAAUCACUCGAUCACUGUCAACUUUAGCACGCUGCAUGACAACGGCGGGGCGCCCGUGACGAGGUACAAAGUCGAGUGGGAUUGCAUGAGCCAAGAGGCGGUCGACGCCACGCCUGGUCUUGCGACGUCCAGCUUGCUCUACAUGACGCGCGCCGUCCAAAGCAUCGUCGUGUCGGCCUCUGCGUUCAAUUUGAACGGCCAAUUUCGGCUCUCGUUUGCCAACCACGUCACGCCGUGGCUAGCGUACAGCGUGUCCGCCAACGAUCUGCAAGCAGCGUUGCAGGCGCUCGACCCCAUCGGUGUCGUCGCCGUGUCACGAAGUACCGUCGGCAACGGCUUCCAGUGGCUCGUGACUUUUCUCACCAACCGGGAAAACGCCCAGCGCAACGGCGACAUUCCGCUGCUUUUGGGCUCGAUCGACGCGUCCGACACGCACGUCAACUUUGCCGCGUCGAAAACCGCUGUUGCCACGUCGCUCCUCACGGGCACGAACGCGCAGCUCACAAUCACAACGUCUAUCUCGGCCUACAACGGAUAUGACCAGCAGACGCUUGUGCUCUCGACCAAUGCUGGCGCGUUGCAAGGCUCGUUUACGCUGACAUUUAACGGCCAAACGACCGUGGCACUGCCUGUUGACGCCAGUGCCGCAGCCGUGCAAAACGCACUGCUUGGGCUUGGCAACACGGGCGACUUGUGGGUCUCGCGGUAUGCGGGAGGCCUCGGCUACCAGUGGAUUGUCGUGUUUUUGACGCAGUUGGGCAGUCAACCGGUGUUGUCGCCAAGUACCAAUGAACUCUCGAGCACGGAUCCGGCGGCGACGAUUUCGUUUCAAGUGCUCACCAAGCCUGGUGCCCUCCCAACGAUGAGCAGCGCUCUCUACGGCUACGCGAUUGUACCCAUUGCCCAAGGGCAGUCGGUCGUGUCGUACUCGAUUGGAAACGUUCGCCGAAGCGCGUCGUAUUUUGUGCGCGUCUCGGCCUGGAACGGGUUCCAAAAUGCAUUCGGGGCUCCCAUGUAUGCGACGCCUCCAGUGCUAACCGUGGCAUCGACGCCCGAUGCGCCAAUCAACGUCGUGGUCGAGCCUACGUCCAACACAUCACUGCUCGUGUCGUGGACACCGCCGCUCGAUACCGGCGGCAUCCCCAUCUCGUCGUACAUCGUGGACGUCGACACGACACCGGGUGCACCCGAGGUCCAGCGCAUCGUACUCUCUGGCACCAGUGCUCUUGCCGGAACGUUCUCGCUGUCGUUCAAGAGCUACGGUACGGCGGCUUUGUCGUGGAACAGUACAGGCGAUAUGGUCGCCGACGCGCUCAACGCUCUCCCGACGGUGCAAGGUGCGAUUGUGACACGAGCUCCAAGCGGUGUGUUUGGAACGACGUGGACUGUGACAUUCAACGGCACCUCUGGCAACCUCCCACUGCUCGUGGCAUCGGCCGCAGGGCUACAAGGUGCUGAUGUGGGAUUGACCGUAACCGAGGUGACUCCCGGGUCGUUUGCCCCGUUCGUGACAAAAACAACGACCGUCGUGCGACCCGUCCGGGAGAUCCAGUCUGUGUUUGCGUACGCUGGCAACGCCGACCUUGGUGGCUACUUCAACUUGGUCUUUUGUGGCCAAACGACCGUCAAUAUUCCAAUCACUGCGUCCAGCAGCGUGGUGGCCCAGGCGCUGCAAGGGUUGACAUCCAUUUCUACCGUCUCGGUGACGUCCGAGACAGUCGUGUCGGAUGCAACGUCGACGCGACCGCAGUAUGGUACCAAGUGGCUCGUGACAUUUAGCGCGUCCGACGGCAACGUCCCGCUCUUGCUAGUUACGACGACGCCAGGUCUCGUGCCUCGGUCGCUUGCGUGUGGUGGCUCGCUAUCGGGCACAACGCCUUGCGUCGCAACUCGAUCCGUUGCUGCUGGCGGUCUCCCGUCGUCUGUGACGCUACCGGGUGUGGUUGAUAGCCGCGCGUACUUUGUACAGCUCCGGACCGUCACGGCGUUUGGCACCAGCACACCCUUUGUGUAUCCGUUUUCGAUUGCACCGCAGCUCGUGCCACCGCUGCCCGUACCGGCGGCGAUCGCAUCGAUUCUUUCCGACACGCAAAUCAGCGUCUCAUGGACAGCACCCCUCGACGCCUCGGUCGUCAACUACAAGGUUCAAUGGGACACUGGCGUGUCGUUUGGCAUGGGCAGCCCUACGUCAGGGUCGACCUCCGUGCCUGCUGUGGCUGGCCAACGGAAAUACGUUUACGUCAUCUCAGGCGUCGCGGCGUCAAGCCAAUACUACGUUCGCGUGUUGGCUACCAACGCCGCUGGGUUCAGCGCGCCGACGUCGGCCGUGCCAACCUAUGCCAACGAUCGUGUGACGCGACUCGUUGUCUCCAACACCAAUAUCAAUGCGAUUUUGGCGACACCGCAGACGUUUACGCUUGGCUUUGCGAACUUUCCGACGGUCAUCUCGGCUGCCGUGCCUUUCAAUGCCGGUGCGAGCCAGAUUCAAACCGCCCUCCAAGCGCUCGCUCCGGUGGGCACCGUCUUUGUCACGCGGAGCGAUCACUCAAGUGGACCAACGGGAACGACGCUGGAUAUGUCGGGUGUCAACACGGCAGCGUUUCGCGUCGAAUGGUUCAUCACGUUUGCGUCUUCGUCAGUCAGCAACGUUGCACCAAGUGCGCUCGGGCCGCUUGUCAUUACCGUGUCGGCAGGAACUCUGGCCAACUCGGAUUUCACAGCAACCGACAUCAUUCCUGGGGUGUAUCCGCUGCCUAUGUGGAUCCAGCCGUCGCUGCGGCGCUCCGACCUCCCUCGACAAGUGAUGGCAACGGUCGUGUCGAGCACGUCGCUCGGUGUACAGUGGCAGCCGCCGCAGUACGUCGCGAGCGUCACCAAGUACUUGGUCGAGUGGGAUACGACGUACCAGUUUCUCAACUGCAUCCAGUCAGGAGCUUCGUUUGACACGGUGCACAGCACCGUCGCCGUCGUGACGGCGCCCACCACGAGCUACCAAAUCAAUGGUUUGACAACAGGCACGACCUACUACGUCCGUGUCUCAGCGUACAACGGACAGCUUGCAGCGUCCAACAAGGGCUACAGCGGCGCCGUCGUUGCAGCAAACGUGCCGAUCGUCCCGAGCAUUCAGAUUCCGUACUUGCCACAGAGUGUGGCCGUGUACGUGAGUCCCGUGAACAUUCCGAGUCAACUCAAUGUGGUGUUCAUGGAACCAACGGUGAAUGCUCUCGGAUUCCUCGAGGGCAACGGCGGCGCCGUUAUCACUGAGUACGAAGUGGACGUGGCCAGCAAUGUACAGUUCAAUGGCCCGACACGGUAUCCAAUGAGUAUGUACAAAGCCGAUGGCACGGUCCAGUCUUGCGCCUUGACGCCGUGCUCGUAUCCCCUCGGCGCCGAAGUUCAGACGAUAUCGAUUUCGGCCACAAGCGGCUCGUACCGUCUUGUCUAUGACGCCGACUACUCGACGCUCCUCUGCGCUGCGUGCACGAUCACCAUCACGGGCACUCAGAUCGCAUACAAUGGCCCGGACCUGAGACCAAUGCUUGGUGCCAACGUCAGAUUCAUCGUCGAUAAGCUCGGGGCCGCGUGUGUCUUUGUCGUCGCAGCAACAGCAACGCCGACGGCCAACGCUGUCAGUGUCGUUGCUGGCGCCAGUUGCAGCCUCACAACAGGCACAUACAGUAUGCACGCCAAACCAACGACGAGCUGCGUCGAUGCAACAGCCGACGCGGCGACACUCGAGGAUGCCAUUAUGACGCUCACCAACAUCGACGUGGUCACAGUAUCGAGUCAGCCGGGGACCGCUGUUGGCACCACGCAGCUCCGCGUCACAUUCAUCGGGCCGCUGGUUGCUGGAAACGUACCGCAACUGCUGCCGGUGGCAUACGACGGCUCGGGUGGAUGCACUGCAUUGGCCGGUGGCAAUGUAUGGACAUCAACGUUGAUCGACGGCGGGUUCUUGACAUCCGGCGCGCCCUAUUACGUUCGUGUUGCGGCAACCAACUCAGCAGGGACAAGUCCAGCGCAAGUGGCAGCUCCGACGCAAUGUCCCGGCGGUUGUUCAAUCGACGGGAGCAUUCAUCCAGGAAGCAAACCGCCGCCGCCGGCAAGUGUACUUGUCUUCGCGAAUGCAGCCGAUCGUACAUCGUUGCGACUCACUUGGGCCCCGCCCACGACCACGAACGGCGCACCGAUUCUAUCCUACGUGAUCGAGUACUCGACGAUGGCGUUCGCAACGAGUGACGUCUGCGGUGGUUGUGUCACAGCCCUCUCCGGCGUUACGCUGACAAUGAAUGCCCAAGUGACACUAACGGCAGGCACGAUGUUUGAAUUGACCACCACGGCAUCGCCUCCGUGUCUCAUGAUUGUCAACACGGCCCAAAUCUGGAACGCCGGAACGAGCACCGGCACCAUGACGGUGCAACCAAAUCACGGAUGCACAGGCUUCACCGCGUCGUCGAUCUUCAUGUCGCUUGUCAACGCCGCCGGUGGCGGCUACACCAUAGUGCCAUCGUCAUCACUCACGGAUCCAUUCAGCUCGCUGAUCACGAUCGUGCCUAACACUGCGUAUACAUUGCGCAUGCGAUCGUGGAGCGUCUUUGGUAUCGGCCCGCCAGCGAUGGCGACACCAACAUGCGACGCAACGCUGAUCGCGUGCACGGCGAGCCCAGGAAGCAAUGCUAUCGUGAGCCGACAACUGCCCGCGCAGCCAACUCUCAUUUUACCGAUGCAGCUCGUCUCGGGUGUCGGCAACGGCAACGGGUUCUCAUCGACGUCGUUGGUGAUUGCCGUGCGUGAUAGCGCGUACUGGCACGGCGCCGAAGCCAUCUCGAGCUUCUUGGUCGAAUGGGACUUGACAUCGACAUUCUCGUCCCCCGCUGUGAGCAGCGUGACCGUGAUACCAUCAGGUCCAACAUCACUGUCGAGCUCGACAGCCAUUUGUCCCAGUUGCGCGACGUCGCUGCAAGCCAAUGUACUGACACUCUCUGGUGGUUUUUGCCGGUCAAGUCGCCGUCGGAGCGCGGCUGACAGUCGGCGCUGGCAGUCUUAAUUGCCAAGUGCAAGUCGACUCGGUCGCCGCCCCCGCCGUGAACGUCGCGCCAGGCUACAGUUGCGCCGACUUCACCGGUCAAACGUAUGCACUGGCCGAAAACGACUGGUACACGGCCAGUAUCAGCUCGCUGACGAUGGGUAGCACGUACUACAUGCGCGCGACGGCCUUCAACUCGCUCGGAAAAGGCGUCCCAAGCGCCUUUGCAACAAUAGCGCCGAUCACGACAAGUGACCCGCCCAGCAACAUUCAGUUGUUGCCACAGCCUUCGUCAGCGCCUCCUGCGAGCUUCGUGAGCUCAGUUGUUGUCUCGUGGAUGCCGCCGUCGACGACGCUUGCCACAGAUGUCUACGGUAUCGGAGGAAGUACCGUGACGCAGUACCUUGUCGAGUGGAGCACGGCACCGUGGACGAGCUACACCCAACACGUACAGACGGUAACGACGGUGUCGUCGUCGAACGGCGAGCUCUCGGGAGGCUUCGCGCUCGCGCUCGACACCACAGCAUGUAUCGUAUGUCACGUCAAGGCCGCCGCCGUGUCGUCUAUGAUUCCCUUCGACGCCGACGCCCCGACGCUCACGCGACUGCUGCAAAACAUGCCCAAUAUCGGAGGCGUGCACGUUACCGUGUCGGCACCCACGACUAAAACGAACGGACGUGGACCAUCACGUUCUUGUCGGACGUCGGCCCGAUUCCCGCGCUGACAGUGACGAAUGCGCUCACGGCAGUUGGGGGCGUGGCGUCGGUCACUUUGACGCAAACAACGGUCGGUGCCAUCGUCGCAGGCGCCUACUGCAACGCCAACGUGUGUGAUGUCGUGACGGUCUCCCCGACGACGACGUAUCCCAUCUCGCACACGAUCCAAGGGCUCACGGCCGGGGUCGUCUAUUACGCCCGCGUCUCGGCGUUCACGGCGCUGGGCUACGGUUUGGUCCGAGCAACUGCGCCGGCUUCGCUCAUGGUGCCGUAUGCGCUACCGGGUCGACCGACGUCGCUUUUCAACACCUUGGCGCCGCCAGCGCUGUACAUGACGGGACCGACGUCGCUGCAAGUCUCGUACCUGCCACCGGCGUUCUCCGGCGGCGCACCGAUCAUCAGUUGCACCAUCGAGUGGGACCCCGCCGCGUCGUUCAAUAGUGGCGCGUCAGGAGCGCCAAUAGGUGCCACCACGAUUGCGGGAACCAACGCGGGUGGCAAUGAAGUGGCUAUCACGGACCUUACGAUGGGCACGAUGUACUAUGUACGCAUGUACUGUGCCAACGACCAACUUGGUGCUGGCGAACCGGUGGCAACGCUGCCGGUGACAGCGACGCCCCACCAAAAGCCGCUUGCGGUGCCCAACAUCGUACUGAGCGCGGGGGCUGAUACGACGGGCACGUCACUUGUUGCCACGUGGACGCCGCCCGUCUCGUCGGGUGCUGGCAUUUCCGGGUACUUGGUCGAAUGGUUCACGAAAGCCGUCGCCGUGCCGUGGUUUGGCGUCCAGACGGUCCAAGUGCUCACUUCGACGGGCACGAUUUCCGGGGGCGUCUUUACCGUUGGGUUCGGUCCCGUCGCAUUGGCGCUUCCGGGUGUCAUCAGCGUCGUGCAAGGACAAUCGUUUCUCACGACAUCGGUGGAUCUCACGAGCUACCUCUACCGCGGGGACCAAGUCGCGAUCCACAACGUCGUGUACCUUGUGGCAGCGACGGGGACGCUCUCGAGUACGCAGAUCCCACUGGCCGAUAUGACCAAUCUCCCGACGCCAUACGCAGGCACGACAGCGCGAAACGCGAUCUUGUACAUGCAAGCACGGACACAGCACGUGCCGUACGACGUGUCGGCAACGUCGCUUCAAGUAGCACUGCAGAAUCUACCCAGUGUCGGCAUGGUCUCGGUUACGCGCACGCGCACGCUUGGUGCGUACAGUUGGACGGUCUCGUUCUUGAGUCAGCUGGGGCCGCUCUCGGCCCCGAACGCUCUGCGUGUCAACACGAUCGGUCUCAUCGGGACGUUGCCCAAUAUUGUCAUGUCGUACAACCCUCAGGGCGUGCGUCCGUCCAACUACGUGUCGAUGACGCUACCCGCGUCGCAGACGUCGGUGGUGCUUCCGAAUCUUACACCCGGCGUCGCCUACUACGUGCGCGUCCAAGCCGCCAACGAUCUCGGCUACGGCAUGUUUGGCGCCGCGACGCAGCCGUACACGCCGAUUGGUGUCCCGAGUGCUUUGAGCCGCGUCAGCAUGCGGUCGCGCAGUGCCACGUCGGUCGAAGUGCAAUUUGAUCAGGUGGAACGAUCCGGUGGCGCGGCGGUGGAUGGCUAUGUCGUGCAGUACGCCUACGACGUGGGCUUCUCGACGCAGGUGACGUUGCCGACGGUGGCACCAUCAGCCAAGUAUAUGCGCAUCACCACGUCGGCUGGUAUUGGGCCCAUGACAUCAACGUUUGCGCUCUCGAUGGCGGACUACUAUGGUGUCUUCUCGGUCGAAGUGGGUAGUUACUUCAACCUCGCCGCCGGCACGUCGUUUAUCACUCAGAUUCCGACCAACCCGGCACAGGGGCUCCUCCCUGUCGAUCUGACGCGAAUUCUGGGCCGCGGUGAGUUUGUUCAACUUGCGGGGCAGACCUUCCGCGUGUGCUUGGACCCGACGGUCGCGCUCGUCUUUCCUGGUGCCACGGUCUCGUCGUUUGACUUUGUGACGAGCACAGUGACCGUGUCGGCAAGUCUGACAGGCAACGCGUUGCUUGCGGUCGGGACGCAACUGCAAGUGUCUACGUGUGUAAUGACAAUCUCGGCGUUCCCGACACCGACGACGAUCACUGUCGCGCACAACUGCUUCGCCAACUUUGGACCGGCAGCCGCGUUGCCACUCGAGAUCCUCUGGGGUCCCAACACGGUACCGAUUUGCUCGGCGACAAAUCCGUGGGCGGUUGCCGUCUUUGCUGGCCCGUCGAUUGUCGAGGCACCGUUGUACAUCCUCGAUACGGCGCUCGGGUCGUUUACAAACCUGAUUGUGGGUCAGUCGGCGGGCAACACACUCAACGGCAUCUGGCAAGACGUGGCCGGGUCGCAGAAUGCGCUCUCGCGUCUCGGUUGCCAAGACUACUUUCGCAUUGGUGAUCCUUUCACUGGUCAGAUCGCACGCGUCUACACGCCAUGCAGUGCUGGCAACUGUGCUUGCCCUGGCUUGACGGCGGCGGCGCUGCCCAUGGGCGAUAGCGUCAACCCCGCGACGGAGUCCAGUCUCACUGCCGACACACUCGCGUAUGCGACGCAAGACAUCCAGACAAUCACUAUCUCAGCUACGACUGGAGACUUGACCCCUGGCAGCGGCGGCUUCCGACUCCGACUCGGCACCGCGGUGACGGCGACGACGAUUGCAGGUGGCGACGGGGACGCCAACAUCAACAUGGACGUCGGGUGUCUUCUCUGGGCGUCGGGAACGUCGGCGGCAGCGGGUGUCACGGAUAGCCUCGCACUCGCCGCAGAGCUCCAAACGCUGCCCAACGUCGACCAAGUGAGCGUCUCGCGCAUGCUGUACCUCAACCCGACGGUAAUCGUGUACACGGUGACGUUCACAGGCAGCGCCGUCCGGGGCGAAAUGCCAUUGCUCGAGGUGCUGGACGUUGGGACUAACGGCUGCGGUGCGUUUGUGGGCGCAACGCCCAUCCUGCCUGUGACGACGCGCAAGAUUCAGCGGCCGCACGUCAACUUGUACCGUCUCCAAACGUCGGCUGCUAUCCCCGUGUCGGCGUCCGCGACGGACGUGAAAAGUGCGAUCGAAGCGCUUUCUCUCGCCUGCAAGGUCGACGUCACCCGAGAAAUUGCGCAGAACGGCUACGACUGGCUUGUCACUUUUACCCGGGACACGCCGUCCUCGCUCUUUGCCAUUGUCGCCAACCCCAUGAAUCUGCGAGCUGUUUUGGAUCCGGUCGUCGUCGUGACCCCCGUCGCUCGCGUGACGUUUCCCGUCCUCAACAACGGCCUCGGUGUGUUUGCCCGCGUCGCUGCCCGUAACGUGGCGGGGCGCGGUGCAUUUGCGAUCCCGACGCCGUCGAUGCUCCAACCAGCCAACUCGGUGCCGGGCUUGGUGCAGAACUUGCGCGUCGACGUCGUCUCAGACACGGAGAUCCUCGCCCAAUGGAGUGCUCCGAUCCAUUCCGGCGGUGUCAACGUUUCCGAGUUCAACGUCGAAUGGUUCACGCCCAGUGGCGCCAAGGCUAACCAGAUCGUGAAGUCCACGGACACGGUCGGUCAGUACGAUGUGCAAGUCGUGUCCGUCUCGGCGCCGUCCGUGGGCGCCUAUACGUAUCUCGGUGGCACGUUUCACUUGACGUUUGACGGCCAAAUCACGCCCGAGCUGCCUUUUGACGUUGCCGCCGUCGAUCUCCAAGCCGCGUUGGAAGCGCUCUGUACCAUCGACGCGGUCGCCGUCACGCGCGUGCUCGGACCCAAUGGGUUUUCGUGGAUGAUCACGUUCUUCCAGACCAUGUACCCCGGCAACCAAGCAACGCAGCAGGUGUCGCUGCUACAAACGCAGCUCGGCUCGCGUCUUGAGGUCGCCGGUUCCAAUUUGCUCAUUUGUGCCGACCUGGCGCGCGACAACUGCAUCCAGUCGGUCAUCAACGGUGCGCAAAGUGUCUCGGCGACCGCCUCAAUCGGGUCCCUGCAAGAAGUCCAGUCGAUCACGUGCUUGGGCAACGUCGGCUCGUUCGUGCUAACGUACAUGGGCACGUCGUCGACAUCGAUAGCCGCAACGGCGACGGUCGGCGACGUGCAAAUGGCGCUCGUUGGUCUGGCCUUUGGCAGUGUUUCGGUGCUUUUCCCCACGGGGCAGGCGACCAUUUGUGCGGCCGCGUCGCCGGGGAUUGUGCUCUUUCAAUUUCACUCGUCGCUCGGUGACAUGCCGCUGCUGGCAACGACGGCCGUCACUGGUGGCCUUGUCAUCACCGUUGCCGAAGUCACUAAGGGCGUGCCACAGCACCGCAUAGGGCUCGCGCCGCACUGGCUCUGGAUCUCAGGUCUGUCGUCCGCCACAUCGUAUACGGUGCGCGUCGCCGCGUACAAUAGCGUCGGGUACGGGGCGUUUGCUACCGCACUGGGUGCCGUGACGCCAUCGGCACGGGCGCCGUCGACGCCGCCGACCGUUGCGAUCGCUCGACAAACUGCCACGUCGUUUGCCAUCUACUGGGACGAACCAACGAGCUAUGGCGGAAGCGCUGUCUCCAACUACAUUGUCGAGUGGGACCACACGCCGACGUUCCGGAGUUCGUGUGGUGACAACGCCGAAGUGCAGUACCUCACGCUAUCGGCGACACCGUCUCUCGCGCCCACACUGCAGCUGCACCUCGCCAUUGGCAGCACGGUCGUCGGGUGCAUCAGCUGGAGCAUUACUGCUGCCGACCUGCAAUCCCAAAUCAACGCGCUGCCCGGCUAUGAAAGCGUCACAGUCGCGCGCCACGGCGACAAGUCAGCCGCGUGGAACUAUGGCCACAUGUACGAGUUUACGUUUUACGCAGCGCUCUCGUCAAUGCCGCUCGGGGAUGUGCCAACGCUCGUGGCCCAGCGCAACCCGGGCUGCGACUCGUUUGCGGGCACAAUAGCAGUCUCGCAAAAGCUUUUUGGACCUGGCUUGGACCCGAUUCAAGGCGUCGGUCGAGCUGCACCGACGCUCAACGCGUGCGAUGCGCUCUACUUGCGGCCGCAGGGGCAGCUCACGACGACCGAUGCGAGCGCCAAAGCAGCCGCGCUGGCACUCAAUUUGCCUCCCGGCACGACCCGCAAGCCGUUCUGCCAAGCUUGCGCGCAGACUCUCAGUGGUGUGACGCUCGGCGUGACCGUGGAUCUGCGUGCAUCCUUGGCUGUCCAUGACGUGUUUACCAUCGGCAGCUACAGCUGUGUGUACACGGUGGCGGCUGUGACGGCGUCGACGGUGACAGUGACCACCGCUCUUGCCUGUCCGGCGUUCUCGGGGCAGGCGCUACCCAUCUACCGCUACAGCGUUCGCGCCUACACAGUGACCGACGUCGAGGCAGGCACGCCGUUCUAUGCACGCGUUACGGCUGUCAACGCGUUCGGGUACAGUCCCCCCAACUAUAGCUACUAACUCAAUCUGCAUGUCUACGACAUCGACGACAUAUACUACAUAAACAUCAAUCGAUUUCUUGCAUUCAAAAG